Molecule: messenger RNA, 1696 nt
Organism: Juglans regia (Persian walnut)
Lineage: Eukaryota; Viridiplantae; Streptophyta; Magnoliopsida; Fagales; Juglandaceae
Product: eukaryotic initiation factor 4A-15
Exons: 5
Coding region: 218-1459 (413 amino acids)
Biological process (GO): cytoplasmic translational initiation
Cellular component (GO): cytoplasmic stress granule
Molecular function (GO): RNA helicase activity; ATP binding; translation initiation factor activity
Source: RefSeq, a predicted model, not a curated record
AUCAGUAGGUCUUUAUCUCCGCUCCUGUAUUCUGAACAUGAUGCUACUUUGUGUCCAUAGGACUCUGCAUGUGUAUUUACGGGUUGAUGGGUCGGUUGUUAUUGCAGCGGGAUUUUGAUGUUUGUUUUUAUUUUUGGUUUGAAGAUUCGUUACCGUCGGUCAAUGCGUUGUUUAUUGGGUAGUGAUUGCGUUGUGUUCGCGUGUGGGAUCUGCAGCUAUGGCAGGGGCGGCUCCAGAAGGUUCACAAUUUGAUGCUCGUCAGUUUGAUACUAAGAUGAACGAGUUGCUCUCAGCUGAUGGGCAAGACUUCUUCACCUCAUACGACGAGGUUUAUGAAAGUUUUGAUGCAAUGGGAUUGCAAGAAAACCUUCUGAGGGGUAUCUAUGCUUAUGGUUUCGAGAAGCCUUCUGCAAUUCAGCAAAGGGGGAUUGUUCCUUUCUGCAAAGGCCUUGAUGUGAUUCAACAGGCUCAGUCUGGAACAGGAAAAACAGCAACAUUCUGCUCUGGUAUUUUGCAGCAACUUGAUUAUGGUCUUGUCCAAUGCCAGGCUUUGGUUUUGGCACCGACUAGAGAACUAGCACAACAGAUUGAGAAGGUUAUGCGGGCGCUUGGUGAUUAUCUUGGUGUGAAGGUUCAUGCUUGUGUUGGUGGGACAAGUGUUCGUGAGGAUCAACGCAUUCUUCAAGCCGGUGUCCAUGUUGUUGUUGGUACUCCUGGUCGUGUAUUUGACAUGUUGCGGAGGCAGUCGCUUCGCCCUGAUUCAAUUAAGAUGUUUGUAUUGGAUGAGGCUGAUGAAAUGCUUUCUCGUGGUUUCAAGGACCAGAUCUAUGAUAUUUUUCAGCUGCUGCCAGCCAAAGUUCAGGUCGGGGUGUUCUCUGCCACAAUGCCUCCUGAAGCCCUUGAGAUCACCAGGAAGUUUAUGAACAAGCCCGUGAGAAUCUUGGUAAAGCGUGAUGAACUCACCCUUGAGGGUAUCAAGCAGUUCUAUGUCAAUGUUGAUAAGGAAGAAUGGAAGCUUGAGACACUCUGUGAUCUCUAUGAGACACUGGCCAUCACCCAAAGUGUCAUUUUUGUGAACACACGACGCAAGGUUGACUGGCUCACUGACAAGAUGCGAAGCCGUGACCACACUGUGUCAGCCACCCAUGGUGACAUGGACCAGAACACUCGCGAUAUAAUUAUGCGUGAGUUCCGCUCUGGUUCUUCACGUGUUCUCAUCACCACUGAUCUGUUGGCUCGAGGUAUUGAUGUGCAGCAAGUGUCCCUAGUCAUAAACUUUGACCUUCCUACUCAACCAGAAAACUACCUUCAUCGUAUUGGUCGAAGUGGACGGUUUGGGAGAAAGGGUGUUGCCAUAAAUUUUGUUACAAAGGAUGAUGAAAGAAUGCUGUAUGACAUUCAGAAGUUCUAUAAUGUGGUCAUCGAGGAGCUGCCAAAUAAUAUUGCUGACCUCCUGUGAUGGGCCUUUUUGGUUUGGUUGAGGCAUAGGGGUUUUUCCUCUUAACGAGUACUAAUUAAGGUUUUUAGUUUCAUUCUCUCUUCCUCCCUCUUAUCUAGUCUCCUAAGUUAAUGCUCCCAAACAUAUCUGACCGUUUAAUGAAUUGGGUUUAGGGGUUGUGCAUUAUUGCAAUAUAAAGACUCGAAGUGAAGUUGCCAGUUUCGGAGUAAAAGGAUUCUUGAAAUUUUGUUUUGUUUA